Messenger RNA from Leopardus geoffroyi (Geoffroy's cat), 1809 nucleotides. It is a transcript of the gene OXGR1, whose product is annotated as oxoglutarate receptor 1. The transcript has a single exon. Gene Ontology annotation, biological process: G protein-coupled receptor signaling pathway. The coding region runs from base 522 to 1538 and encodes 338 amino acids. Gene Ontology annotation, molecular function: G protein-coupled receptor activity. NCBI's taxonomy places the organism in Eukaryota, Metazoa, Chordata, Mammalia, Carnivora, Felidae. The record is from RefSeq and is a predicted model, not a curated record. Gene Ontology annotation, cellular component: plasma membrane.
GGACGUGUUGCAAAACCUCCCUCAGUCUGUAUUUCUCCUGUAAAAUAGAGAUAAUAAGAAACACUUCACAGCGUCUUGUGAAGUUUAGAGGUUACAUGAUGGUGAAGUGCCUUGCACUUGAUUAAUGGUAGGUCUUGUUAAGUCUCUAAUGGUGACAUUCUGUGGCUUCCCCAAACAGCAACCUUGCCAACUUGAUGUCCACUGCCGCUACAUGUAUUUGUUUAUUUCCAAUCCUUCGUUUUAAUUCUGGUGGUAACUUAACUUUCAUAUUAUUAUUAGAUGCCUUGCCUCACAAUCGCUUUCUUAGAAAUGCAAUCUCUUCUCCACAGGGUCUCUUUGAGAUUAAAGAGAAAGAAGUGGCACAUUUAGGAUCUGAGAGCAAUUUUCAUUUAAAAGAAGAUCAUUGUUUUCAUUACCCUAUCAUUAAUGUUUUCUAUUUUCCUUUAUCAGGGAGUUAGUUUGAAGUGAUUUGUGUUGCCAAACCGAACGCUUGUUUUCCUGCAAGAUGAAAGGAGACAGCCAUGAAUGAGCCACUGGACAGUUUUGCAAAUGCUUCUUCCGACUUCCCCGAUUUUGCAGCGCCUUUUGGAAACUGCACUGAUGAAAAAAUCCCACUCAAGAGGCACUACCUCCCUGUAACAUAUAGCAUCAUCUUCCUGGUGGGCUUUCCAGGGAACGCAGUAGCAAUUUCCACUUACAUUUUCAAAAUGCGGCCGUGGAAAGGCAGCACCGUCAUUAUGCUGAACCUGGCCUGCACAGACCUGCUGUAUCUAACCAGCCUCCCUUUCCUGAUUCACUACUAUGCCAGCGGCGAAAACUGGAUCUUUGGGGAUUUCAUGUGCAAGUUCAUCCGCUUCGGCUUCCAUUUCAACCUGUACAGCAGCAUCCUCUUCCUCACCUGUUACAGCAUCUUCCGAUACUUCGUGAUCAUUCACCCCAUGAGCUGCUUUUCCUUUCACAAGACUCGAUGGGCCGUGGUGGCCUGUGCUGUGGUGUGGAUCAUUUCCCUGGUGGCCGUCAUUCCCAUGACCUUCCUGAUCACAUCAACCACCAGGCCCAAUAGAUCGGCCUGCCUUGACCUCACCAGUUCGGAUGACCUCGCCACUAUCAAAUGGUACAAUCUAGUUUUGACUGCAACUACUUUCUGCCUUCCCCUGGUGAUAGUGACACUGUGCUAUACAAUGAUUAUCUGCACCCUAACCCAAGGACCUCAGAAUCACAGCUGCCUUAAGCAGAAAGCUAGAAGGCUAACCAUUCUGCUACUCCUCGUGUUUUACAUAUGUUUUCUACCCUUCCACAUCUUGAGGGUCAUUCGGAUCGAAUCUCGACUGCUUUCAAUCAGCUGCCCCAUCGAGAAUCAGAUCCAUGAAGCGUACAUCGUUUCUAGGCCGUUGGCCGCCCUGAACACCUUCGGUAACCUGUUACUGUAUGUGGUGGUCAGUGACAACUUCCAGCAGGCCCUCUGCUCGAUGGUGAGAUGCAAAGCCAGUGGGGACCUGGAACAAGCAAAAAAAAUCAGUUAUUCAAACAACCCUUGACAUACUUCAUUUAGUCAACCAAGAAGAAAAGCCUGCUGGUAUUUUAACUUCUAAGUCCAGAGCGGCUCCCUCAGUGGCUCUCAGGAAAUAUUGUAUGUUCAGGUAAUCACGUGCCAAAGCCAGGACGGGGCUACCGGGAGUUCUUGGUAACCCAUUUAUUGAGAUCUUCCCUAGGGUAGAGGUAAGAAUGGGAUACAUGCGUAUCAGCAGAAGAUUCACAUGUAGAAUCCAAACUAUUAGAAAUCAGGGACAUCUUGCAAAAACACCUAGU